Messenger RNA from Sporothrix brasiliensis 5110, 1428 nucleotides. RefSeq lists its product as uncharacterized. The record is from RefSeq and is a predicted model, not a curated record. The transcript has a single exon. The coding region runs from base 1 to 1428 and encodes 475 amino acids. NCBI's taxonomy places the organism in Eukaryota, Fungi, Ascomycota, Sordariomycetes, Ophiostomatales, Ophiostomataceae.
AUGGAUGCUCUCCAUGGCCUCAUUACCAACGUCCCCGACUGGAUUAAACGGCUCGACGACCUGAGCAGCCAGAUUGACCAGCGACAGCUCGAACUUGCGCGGUUUGUCGACCCGAGCCCAGGGUCGGGAUCGCCAACCACUCCCGAUGGAGCGCCCUCCCGAGCCAAAUCGGUCCGCAACAAGGGCUCUACCGAGUCGCUGAAGCCGCAGGACGAGGGUGCCGCAUUCAACGAUGAGCCGGAUGCCAUCGGCACCGUCGGAAAGGAGGCACAGCAAAUGUCCGUCGGUAGACAGGGUCAGGGACAAGGACAACUGGCGGCCUCGCCCACGAGUCCGGGCGCUGGCGAGCGGGCCAGGCUCGCCCUGCUCAAGCAAACGACGCAAGUCGCCGAGGUAGCCCAGGCACAGGCCCGCGCGACGCUGCGCAAACGCGCCAAGCGCAGCGACUCGGUGGCCAGCGCCGACGGGCCCGCGCCCAAGUACCGCACGCGCAGCAUGAUUAUUGUCUACUACGACAGCUACGUGCAGUCGUUUUUUGAAGAGCUGGUCCGAUUUGUGUCGGCGCAGCGCAACCUGAUGCGUAAGGCGAAGAUGGCGGCGAAGGUGGCGCAUAUCAAGCGCAUGGCCGAGCUGGAGAUGCCAGACUCGAUCGAGCCAGAAGACGGCCCGCCAGUUCUGGACACGACGAGUAGUGACAAGAUGGCUGUGGACAACACGGACGCACCGAAGCUGGAGGUGGACACUGGGGCGGUACCAGCGAUGAAAACGACGCACGACACCAUUCUCGCGGUCGCGGGCCCGUCUGGCGCUGACGACCUGCCCCAGCUCAACUACCGCCGGACACUCACCAUGCGUUCCCCCGGUAUGCUGGCAACCGGCCGGCCAUUGUACCUGCGGGCGUCAGGUCGUGCGAGCCAUCUGCCCGGCUUUGGUGGUAUGGGUGGCGCCAAAGGCUCCUCGCUCACCGGCGGCCAACAGCCGCCGGACGUGUACGACGAACUGGACCGGGGGCUCGAGUACGCGCAGUCGAUGUGCGAGCACGCGGCGCACCAGUUCCUCCGCGACGGCGAUUGCAACGAGGAGAUUGGCAAUAUCAAGCGCCGUCUGAUCGAGACGAAAGACAUUGCGGACCUCGAGAUGGAGCGGGUCAAGAAGGAGGAGCCCGAGGCGCUGACAGCGUUGGACGAGCCGCUCAAGUCGCGGAGCUUCCGGCCACAGACGAUGCGCCGAGACGGGCCCAGCAUUGCAGCGAGCGCCAAGGAGGCGCUUCUCGGAAGCUCUGGCCCUGCGACGAUUCCACGUACGGCCACCGGCCCCAUUGCUUCGGCCAUCGAGGUAGACACAGCUCUCGAGGUUGACGAGGGCAUCGACGACAUGGAUGCCAAAGUGACACCGCCGCUGAUGUACAAGUCUUCGCGGAUGCGGUAG